AUGGAUUCCUCCGACGGAGCCUCCGCGCACGGAGGCGCGGCUCGGCAGGGCAGGCGCGGGCGCCCGGAAGAUGACGUGUACGGUGGUUCCCCGCUCGACGCCGAAGGCGGAAUCCCGGGGCGCUCGAGGCACUCGUCGCACGAGGAAGGUUGUGCCGCCAUGAGGGGGCAGCCCGGAGCGCGCAUCGCGCGCGGCGCCCAGGACAGCGCGCCCGGCACCGUAUCCGAGGUGCCCCGCCAGGCCCUGCGGCCGGAAAAGGCGCGCCGCGGGUGCAGCCACUGCGGCCAGCCGGGCCACUACACCAACACUUGCAAGCUGCGGCAGCAACAGACCCUCGUCGAGCUCGAGGCGGCCCACCAGCAGCGCGCGCGCCGUCGGACGAUCAAGAACGGCGGCGACGCUCAGGAAGGCGGCGCGGACCGCCCCGAGCUCCCGGGCCACACGAGCACCUCCUACGCAGCCCGGGGCCGCACGGCGCGGCGCGGCGCGCGCGGCGGGCACGGCGGGCACCGCGCUUCGUCAGUGAGCGACCCGGGCCGCGCGUCGCACGUCACGCCGCGCGGCCGCUCCGCCUCCCUGGGCCAACUGGUGUGGGGCGAGGGGCCUGCUUCGCCCGCCGCAGCCCGCCACGGCGCGCUCGCGCACCAUCCGCCCGUCCCGGCCUUCCACGAGAACGUCACCUACGCGCCGCCGCCACCGGCGGCGCCGCCGCAGGCCGGCCCCGCUUACAGCGCGGAGGAGAUGCAGUGCACGGCGACGCUGGCGCACAUGCUGGCGCAGACGGAGCAGCACAGGCCGCAGCGGCCCGUCCAGCCCGCGCCGCCCAGCACCACCCUCGCGGGCUCGCUGGCACACGCCUUGGCGGAGCACCAGCACCAGCAGCAGCUGCACCAGCAGCAGCGCGCGAUCUCCGCUCAGCACUCGGAGCGCGUCGCGCAACUCCUGUCCGUGCUGAUGCGGAUGCAGCAGGCCGAGGAGCAGCAGCGGCAGGCGCAGGCGUUCGCGCUUGGCCAGCGAGCUGCAGAGCAGGCGCACGCGCAGCUGACGAUCCAGGCUGCGCUCGAGAUGGCCAUGCUGGGCGCGUCGGGCGGCGGCGGCGGCGGCGGCGGCGGCGGCGGCGGCGGCGGCGGCGGCGCGCAGUCGUGCAUGGCGUGCAGCGCGGGUGUGGACCGCGCCGGGGCGUACGACAUCGCCACGUGCGGGUCGUGCGGGCAGGGGAUGUGCCUGGGCUGCCGCGCGGUGCGCUGCAACAACCAGUGCCUCGCCGCGGGGGACGAGGGCGCCCAGGGCGCGUGGAACUGCCCGCAGUGCAGGGCGCUCGCCACCGAGAGCGUCCACCUGCAGCGCCGGUGGCCUGCGUCGGCCCCCCUGGUGAUGCAGCUGGUGUCGCAGGCCGGCGUGACGCAGCCCGACAUCUUCGAGGAGGGCACCGUCGGGAGGGACAUGUCGCGCGAGCGCCCCGUCACGCACAUGCUCCAGCAGGUCGUCGACGCGAACCGGCGCCCCCCCGCCCCCGCCUUCGUCGCGCCAGCCAACUACCACUCCUGGCAGCACGCGGCGUCGAACGGGUUCGCGGAGACCAACUACGACAGCAGCUCCGGCAUGUCGGAGGACGAGAUGUCGCCGCGGGGCGCGGAGGUGCACGCAGCACACCACGCCUGGGACGGCCUUCAAAUGCAGAUGCAGAUGCAGCCGCGCCGCGACCUGCCCGGAGCGCUGGGCUCCAUCCUGGAGGGCGGGGCGGGGCCGGGCGUGGACGCGGCUUGCGAGAAGGCGCGCACGCCGGAAACCCCCCUGAGCGAGCCCCGGCGGACCACCAAGAUGCCCACGGAGAGCCCCUGA
This is a messenger RNA of Pedinophyceae sp. YPF-701, 1842 nucleotides long. The record is from the annotation of a GenBank genome assembly. NCBI's taxonomy places the organism in Eukaryota, Viridiplantae, Chlorophyta, Pedinophyceae.